Messenger RNA from Medicago truncatula (barrel medic), 4962 nucleotides. Its product is annotated as pentatricopeptide repeat-containing protein At5g14770, mitochondrial. The record is from RefSeq and is a predicted model, not a curated record. NCBI's taxonomy places the organism in Eukaryota, Viridiplantae, Streptophyta, Magnoliopsida, Fabales, Fabaceae. Bases 183 to 3257 code for a protein of 1024 amino acids. Gene Ontology annotation, molecular function: protein binding. The transcript is spliced from 5 exons.
ACUCAAAAAAAGUAAAAUUGGGGAUCAAAAGUUAAUUUUCUCUUUCUUCGUUUACCACCAACAACAGAGAACUCUCCUCCCUCAACCCAAGCUCCGCUUUCCUCCCAUAGUGUUACUACUUGCUGCUGCUUACUUCCAUUCUCACCAAUCACCAUGCAGCUGAACUUGAAUCGACAUAGUAGAUGAUGAUGAUGAUGCAUCUGAAGAAAAUAAGGGUGCAAACAAACACCCUUAUAUUCUUUUUCUCACCCCCCACCAGACUCAGAAGAUUUUUCUACCCUACACCCAUCACAAGAACAUUCUCCUCCCAAAUCCAUAAAGAUUCAAUUUUUAUCCCACCCACCAAAACCCAUCUCUAUGUUUCAUUCUUCUGCACCCUCAUUCGCCUCUACUUGACACAUGACAGAUUCUCCACCGCCUCUGCCACUUUCUCUCACAUGCGUGCUCUUGGUCUUGUUCCUACUUUACCUUUCUGGAAUACCCUUUUGUAUCAAUUCAAUGCCUCUGGUUUGGUUUCUCAGGUAAAACUUAUGUAUUCUGAUAUGCUGUUUUGUGGAGUUGUACCUGAUGUUUUCAGUGUUAAUGUUUUGGUUCAUUCGUUGUGUAAAGUUGGUGAUUUGGAUUUGGCUUUAGGAUAUCUUAGGAACAACGAUGUUGUUGAUAUUGAUAAUGUUACAUAUAAUACUGUUAUUUGGGGAUUCUGUCAGAAAGGGUUGGUUGAUCAGGGUUUUGGUCUGUUGUCUGAAAUGGUUAAAAGAGGUUUAUGUUUUGAUUCAAUCACUUGUAAUAUACUAGUCAAGGGUUAUUGCAGAAUUGGAUUGGUUCAAUACGCUGAGUGGGUUAUGUACAACUUGGUUGAUGGUGGGGUUACAAAAGAUGUUAUUGGUUUGAAUACCUUGAUUGAUGGGUAUUGUGAAGCUGGUUUGAUGAGUCAAGCAACGGAGUUGAUUGAGAAUAGCUGGAGGAGUGAUGUCAAGAUUGAUAUUGUUACUUAUAAUACUCUGCUUAAAGCUUUUUGUAAAACGGGUGAUCUUACAAGGGCUGAAUCUCUUUUCAAUGAGAUUUUGGGAUUUUGGAAAGACGAAGAUCGGUUGAAAAAUAAUGAUGUUGUAACUCAAAACGAGAUAAAAAAUUUGCAGCCUACACUUGUCACAUACACAACAUUAAUCGCUGCGUACUGUAAGUUUGUUGGAGUUGAAGAAUCACAUUCUUUGUAUAAGAAGAUGAUUAUGAAUGGAAUCAUGCCAGAUGUGGUUACUUGUAGUUCUAUUCUUUAUGGAUUCUGCAGGCAUGGUAAACUAACUGAGGCAGCAGUUUUGUUUAGAGAGAUGUAUGAAAUGGGUUUAGAUCCUAAUCAUGUCUCGUAUGCUACGAUUAUUAACUCGCUGUUCAAAUCUGGGAGGGUUAUGGAAGCUUUUAAUCUUCAAAGCCAAAUGGUUGUUCGGGGCAUUUCUUUUGAUAUAGUUACAUGCACAACUGUAAUGGAUGGACUUUUCAAAGUUGGGAAAACUAAAGAGGCUGAGGAAGUGUUCGAAACUAUUCUAAAGCUCAAUCUUGCCCCAAACUGUGUCACGUAUUCGGCAUUGCUUGAUGGGUAUUGCAAGUUAGGAAAAAUGGAACUUGCAGAGUUAGUGUUACAAAAAAUGGAGAAGGAACAUGUUCCUCCAAAUGUUAUUACCUUUUCUUCCAUUAUAAAUGGAUAUGCUAAAAAAGGAAUGCUUAGUAAAGCAGUUGAUGUGUUAAGGGAGAUGGUCCAAAGGAAUGUUAUGCCAAAUACUAUUGUUUAUGCAAUUUUAAUUGAUGGCUAUUUUAAGGCAGGUGAACAAGACGUUGCUGAUGAUUUCUGUAAGGAAAUGAAAUCGCGUAGAUUGGAGGAAAGCAAUGUCAUAUUUGAUAUCUUAUUGAACAACUUGAAAAGAGUUGGGAGGAUGGAUGAAGCUCGGUCAUUAAUUAUAGAUAUGUACUCCAAGGGUAUAGACCCGGAUAUCGUUAAUUACGCUUCUCUAAUAGAUGGCUACUUUAAAGAAGGAAACCAGUUAGCCGCUCUUUCCAUUGUCCAGGAAAUGAAAGAGAAAAACAUCCGGUUUGAUGUUGUUGCUUACAAUGCUUUGAUUAAGGGGCUCUUGAGGCUGGGGAAAUAUGACCCGCGAUAUGUUUGUUCAAGAAUGAUAGAAUUGGGUUUGGCUCCAGAUUGUAUUACAUAUAACACUAUAAUUAACACAUACUGCAUCAAAGGUAAGACAGAAGAUGCUUUGGAUAUUUUGAAUGAGAUGAAGAGCUACGGGAUAAUGCCAAAUGCAGUCACUUAUAACAUUUUGAUUGGCGGGCUUUGUAAAACUGGUGCAGUUGAAAAAGCAGAAAGUGCUUUAGAUGAAAUGUUAGUUAUGGAGUUUGUGCCAACCCCAAUUACUCACAAGUUUCUGGUUAAAGCAUAUUCAAGGAGUGAAAAAGCAGACAAAAUUUUGCAAAUUCACGAGAAACUUGUCGCCUCAGGCCUCGAACUCAGCCUGACUGUGUAUAACACACUAAUCACUGUAUUUUGCAGGUUAGGGAUGACUAGAAAGGCAAAAGUGGUCCUUGAUGAAAUGGUAAAACGUGGAAUUUCAGCUGAUUUAGUUACUUACAACGCCCUUAUUCGCGGUUACUGUACAGGAAGUCACGUGGAGAAGGCAUUGAAGACUUAUUCACAGAUGUUUGUUGAUGGAAUUGCUCCAAAUAUUACUACUUACAAUACCCUUUUAGGAGGUCUUUCAAAUGCUGGUUUGAUGGAAGAGAUGAUGGAAGAGACAGAGAAAUUAGUUAGUGAGAUGAACGAAAGAGGACUUGUCCCAAAUGCCGCUACUUAUGACAUAUUGGUUUCUGGAUAUGGUAGAGUUGGAAACAGAAAAAAAACUAUAAUACUUCACAUUGAAAUGAUAACCAAAGGUUUUGUUCCCACUUUAAAAACCUAUAAUGUGCUUAUUAGUGAUUAUGCAAAAUCUGGAAAGAUGAUUGAAGCUAGAGAACUUUUGAAUGAUUUGCUGACAAAAGGAAGAAUUCCUAAUUCUUUCACAUACGACAUUCUAACCUGUGGAUGGCUCAAUUUAUCGUAUGAACCAGAGAUAGACCGCUCACUUAAACGGUCGUACGAAAUUGAGGUGAAAAAAUUGCUGAUAGAAAUGGGGAGAAAAGGACUUAAAUUUAGCAAAAAAGCUGAGAUUAGAAGGUUGAAGAUUUUCCCACAUUGGAUGGUAGAUGCCUUGAACAAGUGUUUAUAAGUGGGGCCAAUCCUCACCUCACAAGCCGGUUUUGUGGGGUUGUGUAAGACCCAACCAUGAUUUCUAAGAUGGUAUCAGAGCCAACUCUAAGAUAAGUUGGGUCAUCUGUUAUCAGGUCACCCACCUUUUAUAUCCAUGCUCCAGGUGUCUAGUCCUGAGCGUGAGGGGGUGUGUUAAGAGUCCCACAUUGGAUGGGAGAUGGCCUAAACAAGUGUUUAUAAGUGGGGGCAAUCCUCACCUCACAAGUCGGUUUUGUGGGGUUGUGUAACACCCAACCACGAUUUCUAAGAAAGCAUGACAAGUGCUUUGAUAGACACACCAUCAGGGGUUAUGAAACUGUAGUUAGAGCCAAUCCUCAAUAACUCGGUCUUAAAUGCCCCACUAGGUCCAAGUGUGAUGAGGAUUUUGUGAGAAAAUUGAGAUGUGGUGGAUCAACAAUGAAUUUUUGUGGUGAUGACAGUGGUCAAUUGCUACCAGGAUGGUGAAACUAUAUGUGUACUAAAAUUGAUCAUGUUAUUUACAAUGUUAAAGCAAUAGAAGUUCAUUCUGAAAUUGUUCCAGCGUUCUCACACACUCAUCAGGCUAUAUAGACCAAACUGCUGAUGAGGUUUCAGAGAAAGAACACAAUUCUGAUAUACACUCGAUUUUCAGAAUGGGGUUAUGCCGCUGUUCCGCCUGUUCGGGGAAGAAUUACAUCUUGGUUGCAUUACAUUCGUGGAAUGAUGACAGACCAUGUUUCUGGGGAUUUAUUGUUCCCAUGGGACUUUAUAAUUCGUCCCUUGUGAUGUUAAAUCUCAGAUGUUUGGGUAUAGUGUUUGAUCUGGAUGAAACCCUUGUUGUAGCAAACACAAUGCGCUCGUUUGAGGAUAGAAUUGAUGCACCCCACAGGUUGAGAUAGAUGGCCAGGUGUAUGGUAAGGGGACCGGAUUAACAUGGAAUGUGGCUAAAAUGCAGGCUGCUGAGAAGGCACUUGGAAGUCAAAGAACAAUGCAUGGCCAAGGCAUUCAGAGAUGGCAGAGUUCUCCCAGGCCAUUUCAGGGAUUCUCGUAUAAACGUUUGAAGCAAGAACAUUCACGAAUUCUUCAAGGAUUCGCAUCUUCUGGUAGAUAUCGUAGAAAUGCUACAGCAAUUCCUUGACAGAAGUAACAGGAUUUUUAAUCUCACUUGCUAGUAUGAUUGUUGCUGGGGCAUGCAUAUGUAUAUAUUACUGAUUCAACAAUGUGAAGGGUGGUGGCUGUUGGGUUGGGACCAUUUCAACUUAAACGGGCGAGUACUUGGCCUCAGUAUUUUUGUCACCGAGCUCAGUGCCGCCAACAUAGAGCAACACCCACAUUUUGUAACCAAUGUAUAUUCCUCUACUGAAAUGGGGUGAAGCACCGGUAAAAACAUUGAUUUGCAUCGUGGUGGUCCCAAUUGAUGGAUAUGCUUUGAGACCGGUUCACAACACAAGAUGGUGAGGCAAGUCCAAUGCAAUGCAAUUGAUACUCAAGAGUAACCAACCCAAUCUAUUGGAAUUUAGAAUUGAUUCAGCGUUUAUUUUUCCAACUCAAAGUGAUGGUACAACGUACAAGUACAACCAUAUUUUGUUCCCCAAUUGAUCCAACCUAUUACUAUUGAAUAUGACAGUUCUCAAUUGUGAUUAUUUGCCAAUUCUGUUCCCCAAGACGAAUUGGUGAGGACGAGUGCUAACAACACUUUCUUUUUA